Molecule: messenger RNA, 2439 nt
Organism: Triplophysa rosa
Lineage: Eukaryota; Metazoa; Chordata; Actinopteri; Cypriniformes; Nemacheilidae
Gene: tekt4
Product: tektin 4
Exons: 6
Coding region: 935-2287 (450 amino acids)
Biological process (GO): cilium assembly; cilium movement involved in cell motility
Cellular component (GO): sperm flagellum; nucleus; microtubule cytoskeleton
Source: RefSeq, a predicted model, not a curated record
UUAUAUUAUUAUUUUGAAGAAAGUUGGUAACCGAACAGCACUGGACCCCAUUCACUUUUAUUGUAUGGACACAAAACCAUUGUAAGUGAAUGUGGUCCAAAUAAUAACAUUUUUCAAAAUAUCUUCUUUUGUGCUCUGUGGAACAAAGAAAGUCAUAAAGGUUUGAAAUGGGUGAAAGGGUGAGUAAUUAAAUGACAUAAUUUCUAUUUUGGGGUGAAUAAUCGCUUUAAUAUUUCAUGUACACUCUCAGAAAAAAUGUGCCAAAUUUGUACCUUUAUGGCUUGUCACACAUAUUGUACCUUUCCACAUGGAUACCCAGACAGCAAGCAACCAUUGAAUCAAUGUUAAAAAUAGUUGAUUUGUCAAUGUUAAUUGCAUUGAAUCAAUAUCACUUCAAUAUCACUUUUGCACCUGCAAUUAAUGUUGAAAAAAUGUUGAAAUUUCAACAAAUCACCAUUAUUGUGAUCAGUGUUUGCUGGCUCUUGACUCUUUGAGUUUAAUGUUAAGUUUUCUUUACUGUCUAAUCACAUAUGUUGUGGCUAAGAUCCAGUGGGAUCAGAAAAUGAUCAUUAUGUUCUGUAAAUUACUUUGGAGUGUCUUACGUUUUUAAUAUGUGAAUGCGGAGUUAGUAGUGAUAAAACAACAUGUAAAAUUGUGAGCACAGUUGUACUGUAUAAACGAAUAAAAAAUAAAGAGAAUACAGUAAUAGUCCAUACAUUUAGUUAUUAAAAAAUAAAAACACCAAGUUUAUUAAACGCUAUUUGACAGUGGACUGUGCUGUAGAGCGGAUCUGCGUCCUUAGCAACCUGCGGUAUCCAGGUAACGCAGCUAACGCAAACAUUCAGCUGAACAUCUUUAGCAACCGGAGGAGCCGAUACAUCUUUAACAACUGAUUUAGUUUAUUUAUGUACAUAUACAAUAACUCGUAAUAAGGAUGUCAUCCGAAGUUUUGGUGUCCCGACCCUAUUUUGACACCAGGGCCGUGGCGCAGAAUGGCUCGCAGCCGCCGGUUCCAGCACCGGACACCGCCGUCAAGGAAAGCCUAUACGCCGGUACAUCCGCCGGUUUGGCAACAGCAGGCUACCGAAGCGCUAAAUACUCCCCCGAGGAGUGGUUCGCAAAUAACUCCGCACUGUUACACCGGGCAGUUGCGGACCGGAACCACGCGGAGAGGAUCCGUCAAGAGUCCAAAGCGCUGAAGGCGGAAACCGACAGCGGGACUUUACGCACUCAGACCGAUGGCACCAAACACCUGGGCGAGCGGCUGCAGGACACCCACCGCUGGAGGUCCGAACUCGAGCGCUUCAUCGAGCGGCUGACUGCAGAAACGGAGCUGCUGACGAGCUCCAGGCGGCGGCUGGAAAAAGCACUGGACGCCACGGAGAUUCCAUUCGCCAUCGCGUCCGAUAACCUCACCUGCCGAGAGAGACGCUUCGGACCAGAUCUGGUGAAGGACGAGGUGGAAGAGGAGCUGCUGAAGGAGGUGGAGCUGAUCAGAAGCAUUCAGGCCCUGCUGAAGAAAACUCUGGAGCAAACUGUCAAGCAGAUUAAGCUAAACCAGGAGGCAAAGCAGACCCUUGAGUUUGACUGGUCUGAUAAACACCAGGCUUACAGUCUAGAUGACCGGUGCGGCCGCUACAACAACAUGAGCACGGACACACAAAGACACCCGGGCUCAGCCGUGCUGCAGGACCAGGUUUGUGAUCAGGGGGCGUGGAGUAAGUUUACCCAUAAUAACCUGCUGCAGGCGGAGAGAGAGGAAGGGGCGAGCCAGGCCCUGCGGGAGAUGAUUGAGCAGGUGUUGCAGGACACGACCGAGGACCUGCGAGCGCAGUGUGCCGCUGUAGAUCAGGCGUUCACUCGGCGCUGCAUGGAGCUGAACCAGGCCAAAACACAACUGGAGCUACAGCUAGCACAGAUCUUGGAGCAGAUUGGGGCUCAGGAGAAGAACGUUUCGUUGCUGCAGGAAGCCGUGCGUGAUAAAGAAGCUCCGCUCAGAGUGGCUCAGUCCAGACUGCAUUACAGGACCUUCAGACCCAACAUGGAGCUCUGCAGAGACCAGCCUCAGCUCAGUCUGUUAGGGGAAGUGUCAGAGAUCAGUGGUACAGUGUCGGCCCUGCAGCAGCAGCUGUAUGAAGCACGCACAUCUUUAUCAGACCUGGAGGAGAUCAGACUCGCUCUGGGAAAAGACAUCGCCUGCAAAACCAACUCCCUCCUCAUCGACCGUGAGAAGUGUAUGACACACCGGACGCGUUACCCUAGUGUCACAGUGCUGUCUGGGUACUGACACACUUUCACAAUUUGAUAAGAGUUCUGACAAGUUUUGCGCAGUCACCUCCUUCUGUAGUCCGCAACGUUUGUGUGUUUUAUCUCUGUGUGGUUUCUGUAUUUUUUGACAUUGUGUUUUCAUGUGAAUAAAGGAAGAAGGAUUAUAAAUUA